AUGCAUUUCACAUCUUUCGCGCUUGGAAGUGGCAUCUUGUCGCUGGUGUCGGCUCUACCGUCGAAUACCCCGGUAGAUCUUCCGAAGAGACAGGACGAAGCCCCUCCACCGACAUAUGCUUCGCCUCCGUCGUCAUCCGAUGAGCGGGCACAGGCUGUGGUGGGAGCUUUCAGAACAAGCUGGGACGGGUACCGCAAGUAUGCGUUUCCGAUGGACGAGCUAAGACCCUUGAGCAACAACGGUAGUAACUCGAGAAACGGGUGGGGAGCCUCCGCCGUCGACGCUCUCAGCACAGCGCUCAUCAUGGGCCAAAAAGAUAUUGUAAAUGAGAUCAUAGAGUACAUCCCUAGCAUCAACUGGGCAUUCACUGAAGACUCUGUCUCCCUGUUCGAAACCACGAUCCGCUACCUUGGUGGCAUGCUCUCUGGAUACGAUUUGCUGUCUGGUCCUUUGGCACACUUGGCAGAUAAUCCGAGGAACGUGGAAGCUCUACUCACGCAGUCUAUCAACUUGGCCAAUAACCUCUCUUAUGCGUUCGAAACACCAUCAGGAGUGCCCUGGAACGUUCUUACGUUCAACAACCGAAGUAACGAUGGAUCAGAAAAUGGACUCGCGACUGUUGGUACACUGAUCUUAGAAUGGGUCCGUCUAGCUGACCUCUCUGGGAACCAAACGUUUGCAGACCUAGUUGAAAAGGCAGAGCAAUACCUCCUCUACCCAUCUCCAGACUUCGCCGAACCGUUCCCUGGGCUCCUUGGCUCCACAAUCAACGUCACCACCGGGCAAUUCACAGAUGCACAAGGAGGAUGGAUAGGCGGCUCUGACUCGUUCUACGAAUAUCUGAUCAAGAUGUUCAUUUAUGACCCACGCUACGUCUUCCUCAAGGACCGUUGGAUCAAAGCAGCUGACAGUUCCAUCGCAUAUCUGGCCUCCAAUCCAGCACCCCGUCCAGGCUUGACCUUCCUCGCAGCCUACGAGAACACGACCCUCGAUCUGACGUCCCAACACCUCGCCUGUUUCGACGGCGGAAACUUCAUCCUAGGCGGCCAAGUUCUAGACAGACAAGAUUACAUUGAUUUUGGACUCGAACUUGUAAACGGUUGCCAUGAAACUUACAUCUCCACCGCCACGCGCAUCGGACCUGAGAUCUUCUCCUGGAACACUUCCGCCGUACCUGCAAACCAGACUGCUUUCUUUAACAGGACUGGUUUCUUCAUCGAAGAUGCUGGGUACCAACUCCGCCCUGAAGUCAUAGAGUCUUACUACUACGCCUACCGCGCGACUUCGGACCCAAAGUAUCAGGAUUGGGCAUGGGAUGCGUUUGUGGCAAUCAACGCGACGACGAGGGUUGGCAGUGGUUACAGCUCGAUCAAAGAUGUAAAUGUCGUUGGAGGCGGGGGUUAUACGGAUUUUCAAGAGAGCUUCUGGUUUGCAGAGGUGUUGAAGUAUAGUUUUGCUAUUCAGGCGGGGGACGCAGAGUGGCAGGUUAGUAGGGACGGGGUAAAUGAAUGGGUCUACAAUACUGAGGCGCAUCCGGUCAGGGUCUACAGGGGUGGGAAUACGACGAGGGGGCUUGUUGGACAGUAG
Molecule: messenger RNA, 1587 nt
Organism: Alternaria burnsii
Lineage: Eukaryota; Fungi; Ascomycota; Dothideomycetes; Pleosporales; Pleosporaceae
Product: mannosyl-oligosaccharide-alpha-mannosidase precursor
Exons: 2
Coding region: 1-1587 (528 amino acids)
Biological process (GO): carbohydrate metabolic process; N-glycan processing
Cellular component (GO): Golgi membrane; endoplasmic reticulum
Molecular function (GO): mannosyl-oligosaccharide 1,2-alpha-mannosidase activity; calcium ion binding
Source: RefSeq, a predicted model, not a curated record